AUGAAAUGGCCUAGCCCCUUACUGCUGCCCUUGGUCGUGGGUUGUGCUUGGCACUGGGCUGCAGCAAUUACGGUGACCUUGCUUCAGCUUGUAUGUGACUACUUGGUUCACUUGCUCGUCCCUGUGGGAUUUGUCUUUGGGUACUAUCUAGACAAGUGGGAUAACAAAAAGCUAACCGCCUUCUGGAAUAAGAGUAUGCUUCUUCAAAGGGAACUGUAUGAACUGAGACCCGAUGAAGAAGUUACUUGGAAGUAA
Peromyscus leucopus (white-footed mouse) is the source of this 255-nucleotide messenger RNA. RefSeq names its product NADH dehydrogenase [ubiquinone] 1 beta subcomplex subunit 1-like. The transcript is spliced from 2 exons. NCBI's taxonomy places the organism in Eukaryota, Metazoa, Chordata, Mammalia, Rodentia, Cricetidae. The record is from RefSeq and is a predicted model, not a curated record. Bases 1 to 255 code for a protein of 84 amino acids. Gene Ontology annotation, cellular component: mitochondrion.